Setaria italica (foxtail millet) is the source of this 345-nucleotide messenger RNA. Its product is annotated as peroxidase 27. Bases 1 to 345 code for a protein of 114 amino acids. The record is from RefSeq and is a predicted model, not a curated record. The transcript has a single exon. Gene Ontology annotation, molecular function: heme binding; peroxidase activity. Gene Ontology annotation, biological process: response to oxidative stress. NCBI's taxonomy places the organism in Eukaryota, Viridiplantae, Streptophyta, Magnoliopsida, Poales, Poaceae.
AUGUAUUGGCUUACACAUGGUGUCGACGCCGACUACGCCAAGAACCUCACGGCGAAGUGCAAGCCGGGCAACGUCGCCACCGUGCAGCCGCUCGACCCCACGACGCCCAGCACCUUCGACCUGGGGUACUACAACAACGUCUACAACCACCGGGCGCUGCUCGCCUCCGACGCGCUGCUCAACGACAGCCUCUCCGGCGCCUACGUCCAACUCAUGACCAACGCCUCCUCCGUCGACGUCUUCUUCGCCGACUUCGCCGUCUCCAUGAUCAACAUGGGAAGGAUCGGAGUGCGCACCGGCACCGACGGCGAGAUCAGGGCCACAUGCGCAAUCUACGUCGACUGA